Messenger RNA from Phytomonas sp. EM1, 373 nucleotides. The record is from the annotation of a GenBank genome assembly. Lineage: Eukaryota; Euglenozoa; Kinetoplastea; Trypanosomatida; Trypanosomatidae.
GGGAAGGAGUGCUCAAUUAUUGCAUAACUAAACCUAUUCUGGUAAAAAGUUGGCAAUCAAGACACAAAAUGUUACGUAUAGCCAUAGCAAGACUAAACAAGCACCCGUAUAGUGUUGAUCUAAAAAUAUUGAGUGAACAGAAGAAAAGGGAAACCAAACACAGCCGAUUGUCUGUUUCAACCGUGUUUGGGAGAUGCUCGCGGAAGGCCUGGGAAAAGACAAAGAGUCUGUAUGGAUUUUUUGUUCCUGAGGGAUACAAAGGUGGUGCCGGUAGAUAGCUGAGCUAUUCAUAAGAAGAUUACAUUAUUACUAUUGUUAUUGAAAAUUUUUUACAUUGCACAAUGAUUAUUGGCUUCAAUAUCAUGAUCAGAUU